GAGCCGCGACACGAACUGGCAAUACGUGCACAAGGCGCACGCGCUGUUGCCACUGCACACGACCGAACCGAAGAGGAGAUUACGGUGAAAUUAUGACCGCAGGGCUUCGGAGGGUUCUGCCGAUCCAUUGUGAAGAAUAUCGUAUAGUAUAUGAGAGAGUAUAUCCUUGUACAUCGAUAAAUUUAAUGCAGUUCAAUCUUUAUUUCAGUAAAAAGACAUCAAGUAUAACUGAGUUGAAAGGAAAUUUUACAUUUAAAAUACCUAUGGAUGAUAAUUUUACACUUGAUGUAAACUUUGCGUCUUGGGAUUCAAUAGGUGGUUGGAAACCAAAUGCAGUGGUUUACAUAGCAAAGAAUGCAUGUAGUAGUUUUAAAAAUGUCCUAGGAAACGUGUGGCAUGAGCUCGUUAAAGCAUUUAACUUUCCUAGUACUAUAUAUCCAUGGCAAGUGAUAAAAAAUAAAGAAAAUACAAUACUGGGCUGCGGCGUAAUAGAGUUGACUCUUAUACGACCAUGGGAAAAUCCAACUUGA
This is a messenger RNA of Metopolophium dirhodum (rose-grain aphid), 530 nucleotides long. RefSeq lists its product as uncharacterized. Bases 93 to 530 code for a protein of 145 amino acids. The transcript has 4 exons. The record is from RefSeq and is a predicted model, not a curated record. Lineage: Eukaryota; Metazoa; Arthropoda; Insecta; Hemiptera; Aphididae.